AAUCGUCUUUCUAUUCAGCAGGUCCCUUCCCGAUUUUUUCGGUUUGACGAAGCGUUUUUGAAACAACAAAAUUAUGUUUCAUUCUAAAAAAAGCUACAUCCAACUAGUAUUCACAUGGAACGCACCCGAACUAUGGGGGAUGGAGUUUCUUUUCUGAUUGGUUUAUUACUUGAUCUAUCUAUAUUUCCAUUUGACAUUAUAUCCUGCGAUCAUCCCUGGGAUUCCGGAUGUGGUGUUUGUCUGUGAUGUCAACAUGGAUAAGGAUGACAAUCAAGAAAAAGGAGAGACAGAAGACAUAAGGAGUUGUGAUCCACCAUCUGUUGACCCCAACCUGUCGACUGAUUCAGCUUUUUCGACUCCUGUUGUGCUCUCUGACAGUCACACAAUUCCUUAUCCUACUAAGCCGAUGGGAAAAAAUAACAACACUAAUGUGACUUUAAAAGAGCCUACAAUUCCACCAUCCGAUACAAUAGGAAAGGAGGUACUACAACCUGCCCCUGUUAAGGACCCAGAGCGGGAGGCUGCCCAGGGCCCCGAGCGGGAGGCUGCCCAGGGCCCCGAGCGGGAGGCUGCCCAGGGCCCCGAGCGGGAGGCUGCCCAGGGCCCCGAGCGGGAGGCUGCCCAGGGCCCCGAGCGGGAGGCUGCCCAGGGCCCCGAGCGGGAGGCUGCCCAGGGCCCCGAGCCGGAGGCUGCCCUGGGCCCCGAGCCGGAGGCUGCCCAGAGGCAGGGGGAAGAGACUGAUAACUGCAGUAAGGCAGAAUGUCAGAACAAUUCUGGUGAUCAGCCGUCAACUGACCCAGAACAGGCUCCAACUGAGAAUGGGCAUGAGGACUCAGGGGAAUUUGUGGUCACUAUGUUGGCCAGAGGUAAACUGGAGGAGCAAGGUGUGGGUAUGAUGGGGAGUUGCCCCCCACUGUCUAUAACUGGUACCUCAGAAGGCGCCCCAACGCAUCGCGACGAAGAUGUUAUGGCGGAGAGCUGGAGGCAGCACAGGAAGCACGUGUUUGUCCUCAGUGAAGCGGGGAAGCCCAUCUACUCCCGCUACGGCAGUGAAGAGGCCCUCUCCAGCACCAUGGGGGUCAUGAUGGCGCUGGUGUCCUUUGUCCAGAGCAGCGACAACACCAUCCGCUCCGUAUACUCAGACGGGCACACGGUGGUGUUCAUGCAGAAGGGUCCCCUGGUGCUGGUGUCCGUGUCGAGCAGCCGGCAGUCAGAGCAGCAGCUGCGCGGCGAGCUGCUCUACGUCUACUACCAGAUCGUCAGCAUGCUCACCCAGGCCAGCAUCACGCGCAUUUUCGAAAACAAGAAGAACUAUGACCUGCGGCGCCUGCUGGCUGGCUCCGAGAAGAUCCUGGACGGCCUCCUCAACCUGGUGGACUCGGACCCCAGCUUCCUGCUGGCGGCGGUGCACUGCCUGCCCCUGGCCUCGUCACUCAGGGACUCCCUUAGCCAGAUACUCCAGAAGGCAAUUACGCCCAACCUGGUCUUCUCCAUCCUCAUCGCUAAGAACCAGCUGCUCACCAUCGUCCAGGAGAAGACGGUGAUCGAGGACGCUCGGCUGGAGCCGGCCGACGUUCACCUCCUGCUCAACCUCAUCGGGGCCUCGUCCGCGUUCCAGGCCGGUGAGAUCUGGACGCCCAUCUGCCUGCCCCUCUUCAACCCAGACUGUUACUUCUACGCUUACAUCUCCUACCUGGAUCCCCCAGAAUGCACCGUGUGCCUCCUGCUGCUCUCCACGGAUAAGGAGGCCUUUUACGCGGUGGCAGAGUGUAAGCGGAGGAUAGAGGAGGCCAUGCUCACCCAGAGCUCCCUGAGCCUCAUAGCCAAGGCUCACUGCUACAGCGUCAGCCAGGUGGGCGUCUCAGACCUCCGGCACUUCAUGUACAAACCCUUCGACAUUCCAGACCACCACAAGCAGCUCACACAAUUCACCAGCCCAGAGAUGGAGGCUCCAUACAGCACAGAGGAGGAGAGGAGGAGGCUGCUGGACCUGUAUCGCCACAUGCACGGCCGCAUUCACAGCUCCUCUCGGCCCCUCAAGCUCAUCUACCACGUGGCAGAGAGGGAGACCCUGCUGGCCUGGGUCACUAGUAAAUUUGAGUUAUACACCUGCUUCAGCCCCUUGGUGACUAAGGCCUGUGCCAUUAACGCCAUAACUAAGCUUCUACGGUGGAUCAAGAAAGAGGAGGACCGUCUCUUUAUACGAUACCCUCCUAAAUAUUCCACCACCCCCAACCCCAGCAAAAGCUCCCGGAAGUCUGACCAGCAAGACUCUACAGAUAACGGCUUUAUGUCUCUACUAUAAAGCUGCUAUAUUUUUCAGUGCUCAGUUCUGACUAUUCCACUCUGUUGUAGUUUGUACACUGGCUCUACAAGAAUAGCUUUGUUUUUGCACGGGCGCCACCUCCUACACAUUUUUGAGCUUUGACCACUGGAUUUGCCUUCUUGACACUUCAGACUCUACAAGAAGAAUUUGCCUUCUUGACACUUUUGGACUCUACUUCUGUAUGUUGAUAAGCAAGCAUGUACAACAACAAAAAUAGUACUUUUAGAAUAGUCAAAAAGGUUGGUCAGGGAAACUAAAAAAGACAAUAUUUUUAAUUGGUUAAUGACAAAACUAUUGAAUAACAUUUUCCUUGACAAUGAACUGUUUUUAUAUUGUUUUAUUAUAUUGUAACAAAGGUGAUUUCUCUUGUCAGAUGUAUCAUAUCAAAGACUUGUUACAUACAUCUAUUGCAGUUUAAGUAUUAAUGGACACUGUAGCACAUGACAAAAAUGAAUGACUACCUAGAACCACCAGAGUUUUUUCGACAGCCUUGCUAUCAUAAUUAUUGCUAGAAACCACAAAAUUAUACUUUUUUAAAGGUGAUUGCAGGUGGGAUAAAUAGGACAUUAAAAUGCAUGAAUGACUGAUUUUGAAAUAGCAUCCCAUAGACAUCUUCAUGAAAACCUGAUGCCACUCUUUUACAUGUAUGUUUGUUUUCAUAGUCUGUUAAAUGACCUCAGUACAUGGUUGGUUUUACUGAAUUUCUACAAUUGCUCAACAAUUGUUUGACUGGCAUGUUUAGAUUGUGAAGUGUUAACACUCAGAGUUGAUCAUUCAACAUUGUUACAUUGUCUUUGUUUGUCCUUGAUUAAAAAGCUCGGAGACAAAUUCUA
Molecule: messenger RNA, 3159 nt
Organism: Esox lucius (northern pike)
Lineage: Eukaryota; Metazoa; Chordata; Actinopteri; Esociformes; Esocidae
Gene: mon1bb
Product: MON1 secretory trafficking family member Bb
Exons: 7
Coding region: 254-2305 (683 amino acids)
Biological process (GO): protein targeting to vacuole; vesicle-mediated transport
Source: RefSeq, a predicted model, not a curated record